AUGCGCAUCUUGUUUCUCUGCACGGCGCACAACUCGCUUUCGCAGCGGCUGUCUCUAGCCCUGUCCCGGGACCACUCGGUGACUGUUGAAUAUGCACUCUCAGAGGCGAUAAUGGUAGAGGCAGUUGACCUGGUCAAGCCGCACCUCGUCAUCUGCCCCUUUCUCACCACCAGAGUGCCACAGCAGGUCUACAACCACUACCUGACCUUGAUCAUGCACCCCGGGCCGCCGGGCGACGCGGGCCCUAGCGCGCUGGACUGGCUCCUAAUGGGAGACGACGGGAAUGAGACGGACAGCGAUAGAUUGCUCCUCAAUGACGCCUUCAAUGCGUCUGGACGCAGCUAUUGGGGCGUGACUGUUCUCCAAGCAGUCAAGGAGUUUGACGCUGGGCCAGUUUGGGCCUUUGACCAAUUCCCAAUCAACAUCAAUGAGCCGGGCUUGACCAAGUCGAGCCUGUAUCGAGGGCCGAUCACCCAAGCAGCCGUGUCCGCAGUUAUUACCGCCAUCGGGAGGAUUGAGGCUGCUGCGAGACUCAAAGCCACGAUUCUUGGCGAACCGCUGUCGCCGCCACACUCGCCCGCAUGCGAUGGAGGAUCCUUGUCACUGCACCACAGCCUCUAUACAAACCUCAUCGCCAAUCAAGCAUUCGGCCGGCUUUGCGUGUCCUCGACCCAACCCUUCAAAGGUGGCCAAACCCAUCGACGCCCGCUUCUCAAAGCAAGUCAGCGAGAAUUCGACCCGCAGCGACACAGUGCCGCCGAGAUUUCCCGCAGGUUGCGGAGCAGCGACUCCCAACCCGGAUGCCUGAGUACGAUAUUUGGUCCCAGGCUCUACCUGUAUGGCGGAAUCGUGGAAGACGUCACGUUUUCACUCGCAGCGAAUGGAAUCUUGCCUGGGAGUAUCGUUGCCUGCCGUGACGAAGCGGUCUGCAUUGCAUCUUGCGAUGGAAAGGGCGUCUGGGUCACACACGUACGGCGUGUCAAGACCAAGUCCGAUGCUGCUCUGUGGCCCAAGGUUCCUGCCGUCUCGGGCCUCACGGGGCUUGGCUGUUCUACCGAGCCAGUCAUGCAUCCAGAUUGGCUUCUCUCGCACUCCCCGCCAACAUUUGGCACACGUUGGUGUCAAGCACGACACGGCACGCACCAAGAAAUUUGGGUCGACUUUGUGUGCGAAAGCAUGGGAGUGGUGGCCUACGUUCAUUUCGACUUUUACAACGGCGCCAUGAGCACCAAGCAGUGCAGGCGGCUGUCCGCGGCUCUCGACCACGUCCUGUCGGGCUCUCAGCGUCCGAGCAGCAGACGGCUGGCUGCUCUAGUACUAAUGGGCGGCCGGUCAUAUUUUAGCAACGGAAUCCAUCUCAAUGUAAUCGAGGCGGCGGCCGACCCGGCGCAAGAAUCCUGGCAUAACAUCAAUGCCAUCAACGACAUUGUUGAAUGCAUACUGUGUCAGUUUCCCGGGCGCGGCAUCGCAACCCUGGCUGCGAUCCGGGGGAACUGUGCGGCCGGCGGCGUUGCACUCGCAACUGCUUGUGACACCGUCUUGGCUGGUGAGAACGUCGUCCUAAACCCGGCGUACCGCGCCUUGGGCUUGCACGGAUCCGAGUUCCACAGUCUCAGCUACCCUGCUCGUUGCGGCGCAGAUGGAGCCGCCCAUGUUCUGCGAUCGAUGACCCCGCUUAGCGCUGUCGAUGCCUCGCGACUGGGACUCGUCGACCAUGUGCUCGCCGGAUCAGACACAGUUCUCGACGCUGCGAUCCGAGACCGUGUUCAAGCUCUGUUGUCUUCAAGCCGAGAGCUCGCCUCUUGGAAACAGAACGUCGAUGUCUCUCCUGCCGCUCUUGUCCAGAUUCGCGCAACAGAGCUCGCGCAGAUGGCCAUGGACUUUUGGAGUGCGCGCUCCCUGCGAUACCACCAACGGCGCCACGACUUUGUGUGCAAAACGAGGUCUUGCUCUACACCCCUGCGAUUCGCAAGUCAUCGGCGGAGCCCAGGAAUGCUUGAUGAGGAGGAAGACGAUCGAUUUGACUCGGUCCAAUUUUUCGAACAAAAGGCAAGGCAAGGAGUGAUUCGAGACUUGUCGGUGCAGAUGGCGAGAUUGAUCAAUGACUUCUCGCAAAUGGGCUUUGAUGAGACGCACCGAUGGGCUCACGGCAGCGCUACGCCCGCCACAACUCUAAAAAGCUUGGUGAACAGCCCUCCACUCGAUAAAUCGGAUGAAUCCGGGCAAGGCGCCGAGAGAUAUUCCUCGGAGCCUAGUUUUCCAUGCUACUAUUCUGUAUAA
Messenger RNA from Hirsutella rhossiliensis, 2280 nucleotides. Its product is annotated as enoyl-CoA hydratase/isomerase domain-containing protein. Gene Ontology annotation, molecular function: catalytic activity. Gene Ontology annotation, biological process: biosynthetic process. Lineage: Eukaryota; Fungi; Ascomycota; Sordariomycetes; Hypocreales; Ophiocordycipitaceae. The record is from RefSeq and is a predicted model, not a curated record. Bases 1 to 2280 code for a protein of 759 amino acids. The transcript has a single exon.